Bursaphelenchus okinawaensis is the source of this 2217-nucleotide messenger RNA. The record is from the annotation of a GenBank genome assembly. Lineage: Eukaryota; Metazoa; Nematoda; Chromadorea; Rhabditida; Aphelenchoididae.
AUGUAUGUAAUCCUAACUCUUCUAUUCGUCAUGUUCAUACCUACAUCUGAAGGCCCUGCAACCGAAGAAGUGAUUAGUAUGGCUGCUAUUGGACUAAAAGUCAUCAGGAAUUCAUGUCCAAGCCAGGAUUAUUAUUGUCGACCCAUUUUUGUGAAUAUGACAGAGGUAGGUUAUUGAGACCAGGACGGUAGUUAUAUUAAACUAUACGAUUCAGUAUAAAUCUACUGCUCAGAAAAACUCUAUGGUUCAGUAUACUUAUCCUUACUUAGAAAAUUGUCUUUAAAACCCUGAUUUCAUGCCUUUCAGACCAACUUGACAUCAGAGUGUCGACGAACUUUUAUGGACCAUCCAACACUCAUACCUGAAGGAAGCAAUGCUACGUAAGUGAUAACUUCUAUAUACAAAUAGGCGCCUUUUCAUUAGUUUUAACAAAACCUUACUUUUUAAACCCUUUUUUAAAACAUUAAACUUUUUACCUAAUUUAGACUAUUCCUCAACUAUACAAAUGAACACAACCACCAUUUGAACAUCAGCUCCCUCUUAGACUGUUUCAAAAACUUGGUAGACCAGACAUACAACAUCAUCUACAUAGAUGAGCUUGAUAAACAAGAGACCGUCAAGAUAGCCAGGUCUUCCAUGAGUACAAUUGGAUUAAACGCAACAAUGCAGUAUACGACCAUAACAUUCAACAUAACGUUCCCUCGAUUCAUCGCUAACCAAACUGUCACCGUAAGUUACAUAUUUGGACUCAUAGUGUCUAAAUGAAUAAUUUUAAAUUUAUUAGGCGUAAUUUAAAGCUGUUAUUAAGAAAUUUAGCUAAAAUAUUUAAAGCAAAAUAAAAAAAAAUAAAUAACUACCUAAAUUUAGUAACUUCAGCCUGAAACAAGCUUCUACUACAAUACGAAAGCUCUAAACAUUAAUAUUACCCAACUUUAGUACCGUCGAGAAUGUUGUACAGCUAUCCAUCACGCAAAUACAUCGUUAGACCAAGAAAUUUUUACCGAACAAUGUAAAAAGGAGUGUGGAGAGUACUACAACAUCGUGUUUUAUCCAUAUUUUGAGCCGCUCACAGUCAGACGGAUGAACAAUGUCCACUUUAUGAAAGUAGACGUUCCUCAGUCGAAUUCUCUAAUACAAUUUCUGGAAAUAAAUGAGAAUAUAUACGCCAAUGUUAACAUAUCAAGCAUAGGGGACAUCACGGAAUUCAUGAGGCAUCACAAUUAUAGUAAACUCGUUCAGGAGGAGUCGAAUCAAGAAGAACCUGAGGAUCCGAAAAGAAAAAAGGUAAUUCCUAUAAGUAUUGAAUUAAAAAUUGAAAGCUAUAACAUAAAUUUCAAGCAUACCUAUAUUAAUAUAUCGAACAAAGCCUUAUUAUCUCAUCCAUACCUAUAUUACCCUAAUUGAUAUCAGAUCUCCUAUAAUACCCAAAACUUACAAUUAUAGCUUGACUUUACAGGCCUAUUCAAUGUUAUACGUUCACGCAGCAGCCAGUUUCAUUGUCACCUUCGUAUUCUGUUGGGAGAUAUUCACUUUCUACUUUUGUUGGUUCAUUUCAAGGUUUAAAAGGUUCACGAGAGUUCGAUACAGACAUCACACAUGUCCAGUGGACUACAUUUUACAUUGUAAGUCAUUUUUCUUAACUUUAUGACGAAGUUACGGUAAAAUUCAGCGCAUGCUAAUAGGUACAUCAGAUACUAAUGCGUACUUUGAACGUACCUAUUAGUAUUCGGUAAGAUCGAUCUGUAAAGAUAACUUAUAUGCUUAGAAAGAUGUAACUUAUCAAUAAAAUUAUGUUAAAAAGCUUGAAAUUACCAAUAAAUUCAUCGGAAGAUAAGAACGUUCAAAAACGAUAUUGUUAUAGACGAACCCUGGAUGAAACUUUCUUCGAAAAGUAACAGCGCUACAAGGAUCAGUAAUAUGGUAAGUUUACCAUUCUACAUUUUAUUACUCAAAAGUAACUACAAUUUUGUACCUAAAGUUCCCUACUUUUUCCCUAGAACACUUCUUUUUCAUGUGAAAUCAACCUUUUUGUUACCUAAAACUCUAUAAUAUGUAACAAGAAACUAUCAAAAAGCAAAGACAACGCUCACGCUCAUGCACAAUUUUCAGACAUCAACAUCAGAUUCCAAAGCCUUUUCACAACAAGGGUCCAGUUUGAGAGAGCCAAACCUAUCUUUGGUGCGAUCAUCACGAACAUCCAGAGCCGAGGAGCACUAA